AUGGCAACUCCUGCACCAUACAACUGGACCGCUUACAUUGACUAUCCGAACUACUAUUAUGUUUAUGAAGACAUGGAUUAUGAGCCGAACCCCGUUGUGUAUACCACCGAGAAGGCCGUUCAGUUGAACACGUAUUGUACUUAUGCAACUAUUAUCAUUGGUAUUUUCCAUUUCUUGGUUUUGAUCCAGAAGCAAUUGCGCUCCAAUACAAUUUUUAUUUAUAUGAUUGGAGUUGUAAUUUCGGAUAUCAUAAGUUUCUCUCUAUCGUUUUCCGAUAAAAUCACCGCAUCUUUACUUACCCCUCAGCUCAUAAAAUACUCUGAGAAAGAUUGGUGUUAUCAAGAUCCAUGGGUUCCAAUUGAUUUGGUUGGUCAAGUAAUAUCAACUUCGUUUGCUGUUACGAGGAGAUUAUCGAUUUGGUUGGGUCUGACUAUGGCUGCAAUCAGAACUAUUUCGGUGAUGUUCCCAAUGAGCAACAGAGUUGAACGCAUUACAAAACCAAUGUCCUCUAUUGUUUUUAUUGUUUUCUUGACUAUUAUUUGUUUCACACUUGACCUUUAUCGAUUGAUUGGAUGGGUUCGAAUUUACCAGAUCGGAGAUAUUACACCAAAUUUUUGUUAUGCCUCUGAAGAAGAAUCGAAACAAUAUAUUUUGGUGACUUCCAUGCAUUUAAUAGAUAGAACUGAACUGAGUCUUACGUAUUCUGAAAUUGCGAUAAAAUUCAUUCCAGCUGCAAUUUAUCCGAUCCUUACCGUUUUCCUAUUCUUUGAACUGAAAAAUAUCAAAAAACGAAGGAGUAAUAUGAGAAGUACCGAGAGUCAGAAGGCGAAUAACACAACGACUCUGAUACUGAUUAUGACUAUUUCCUUUAUUGUUACUGAAGUUUUUGCGGCGUUCAUGGAAAUUCUGAGUUUAUAUUGCAAUCUCGCGGAAAAUCCUGAUUGUGGAAUACCUUGGAAAACGGACUUUUUUGUCUCAAUGUCACACCCUACCACACUUAUAUUACGAGCUCUCAAUUCUUCCUCUCAUCCAUUCAUCUGCACUUUCAUGUCGUCGCAAUAUCGGGAUACUGUGAAAGUUAUGUUCUGCAGCAAUCGGAUUAGUCGCAGAGCUAUAAAAAUGAUGCGACUGGAUAGUUCAAAGAAGAUAGACUCCCUGGUCUCGCAAGCCUCACCGACUGUGCAGAGUUAA
This is a messenger RNA of Caenorhabditis remanei, 1191 nucleotides long. RefSeq lists its product as uncharacterized. Gene Ontology annotation, molecular function: G protein-coupled peptide receptor activity. Bases 1 to 1191 code for a protein of 396 amino acids. The record is from RefSeq and is a predicted model, not a curated record. The transcript has 4 exons. Gene Ontology annotation, cellular component: membrane. Lineage: Eukaryota; Metazoa; Nematoda; Chromadorea; Rhabditida; Rhabditidae.